Messenger RNA from Stylophora pistillata, 1019 nucleotides. RefSeq names its product angiopoietin-1 receptor. Gene Ontology annotation, molecular function: ATP binding; protein binding; transmembrane receptor protein tyrosine kinase activity. Gene Ontology annotation, biological process: positive regulation of kinase activity; protein phosphorylation; cell surface receptor protein tyrosine kinase signaling pathway. The record is from RefSeq and is a predicted model, not a curated record. Lineage: Eukaryota; Metazoa; Cnidaria; Anthozoa; Scleractinia; Pocilloporidae. Gene Ontology annotation, cellular component: signaling receptor complex; plasma membrane.
UCGUUCUAUCACACUUAAAGCAUUUCUUAAGCACCAAGAAGGACGUGUAAAACGACUUCACCGGCUAAGAACUUGUUCCAGCAGCUUUAGUACGGCCUAUGGAUCAUUUGUGGAGCCAUUUCCUUGCCAUCCUUAUACUCAUUGCCUUAGCCUCGUCAGACCAAGGAGUUCUGAUAGACAAGCCUGAGUGCGAUUCAUGUUCAUGGAAUUGGACGAUUUUACAGACUGCUGUGCCUGGAUACACAGGGUGGUACGAAAAACACUCCUCUCCUCGAUAUUUAUCGUGCAUCAAUAACUUGAACGCAUCCACAUCGAGACCAAACAGUUGGCUGAGAAGUGACAAGAUCGCGGUUAACGAAGCUAAAAGGCUAGAUGUAACUGUUCGAUAUCUCAUCAUAGAUUGCUCUUUCUUGGGGGAGAAUGGAGAAGAUAAAUGCGUGAAUGCCAUUGACUUGUACGUCAACCAGUCAAACCAGGAUAUCCUAGACAAGUCAAAUUACCCAAACCCUCUAUCACACACAACUGCAUAUGAAAAAAUAGCAGAACUGGGAGACCCUACCAAUGUGGAAAUUUCCAAAACAAUAUCAGUAGCCGUAAAAGGAAAAUUUAUCUUCUUAGCAUUCCAUAAUAAUGGAGCGUGUAGCAUCUUGUACUCUGUCAAGGUUAGUUACAACUUUUGCCCUGAAAAGACGUUUAGCGACAAGUUGCUGGUGUUACCCAGAACAGCAGCACCAGUGAAUGUGUUGGACAUCUCACGUGUUGAGAGAAGAUGUAAAGAAAAUGCGGUUCAUUUGUCUGGCAGUCUGAACGCCUACUGCAAUAGUAGUGGACAAUGGAACAAAACGUCGGUAGAAGGGAGAUGCAUUUGUAAGGAAGACUUGGAAAAUGUCGAAGGAAAAUGCCAAGCUUGUCCCAAUGGAAAGUAUAACGACGAAAAAGGUUUCAACUGCACAAGUAAGAAAUAUAAGAACUACUUUGAUGGGUUGUCUUGGUUACUUGGCAAUUUCGUUUUAAAUUGA